This is a messenger RNA of Sinocyclocheilus grahami, 362 nucleotides long. RefSeq names its product cytochrome c oxidase subunit 7A2, mitochondrial-like. The record is from RefSeq and is a predicted model, not a curated record. Lineage: Eukaryota; Metazoa; Chordata; Actinopteri; Cypriniformes; Cyprinidae. Bases 6 to 356 code for a protein of 116 amino acids. Gene Ontology annotation, biological process: mitochondrial respirasome assembly; mitochondrial electron transport, cytochrome c to oxygen; regulation of oxidative phosphorylation. The transcript has 3 exons. Gene Ontology annotation, cellular component: respiratory chain complex IV.
AAGUAAUGUUAUCAAAGAAUUAUCAGGUAAUUUUAAGAUUUCGUCAUAUUUGGUUGUGCAUCAUUUUUGUCUUUACAGUACUUUAUAUAUAUAUAUAUAUUUUAAACUGUAUUCUCCAUGAGACUCUGCAGCAGGUUUCCAGACGGCAGAUCUCCAGCACGGUCCGCAGGCAGCUGGUCAACAAGGUGCCAGACAAACAGAAACUCUUUCAGGAGGCUAAUGGGAUGCCAGUUCAUCUGAAGGGAGGAGUCAGUGAUGCUGUACUUUACCGUGCAACUAUGGGUCUCACAGUGCUAGGAACUGCAUAUGUCAUAUAUGAACUAGUAAAGGCAGCUCUCCCUCAGAAGAAGGGCUGAUGUCAG